This is a messenger RNA of Toxotes jaculatrix (banded archerfish), 1893 nucleotides long. RefSeq lists its product as uncharacterized. Bases 1 to 1893 code for a protein of 630 amino acids. Lineage: Eukaryota; Metazoa; Chordata; Actinopteri; Toxotidae. The transcript has 7 exons. The record is from RefSeq and is a predicted model, not a curated record.
AUGCUGAUGUCUGGGAUGCUCCAUCGCCUCCUCCUGGCUGGGACCUGUCUCUGUGUCUAUGGAACCCCUGUCCACCUCUCAAACUUCACUCCCACUCAGGGCAAUGACUGUGAUGGGGAGUGUGCCAGCUCAGUAACAACUGUCGGGUCAACACACAGCACAGAUGUAAAGUCUAAACCGUCUGAUACAGAACAUGUGACUGGCCUGAUACUGGAUGUAGGUGCAGGAGGAGGUGCUGGCCCACAUGGGCGACCUGAGGGGAUAGCUCCAGUGACGCAGACAGAAAACGGGGACAGCCUUGAUGGAAGAUUUGGGCCGAGUGAGGCUGGCGGUGAGGCAUGGAGCCAAAGGAGCAAGGUAAAGAAGGUCAGGAGCUCAUCUGAGAUGGGAGACGCUGACAGACAGUCGGAGGCAGUUUCAUUGCUGUCUGUGGGAUCAGAGAGUACUGAGGACGACGCACCUGUCAUCGAUGAGCGUAAAUCAGCUUCUACAGGUGGGAAAACGCAGCUGGACAUAGACAUGACUACUCCAAGACUGAAUCCAGGUGGAUUUCUGGCCUCCUCUACAGCGCCACCACAGUUGGAGACUUCAUACAACCAAAAGAACAACCAAGGUGGGGUGGACAGAACAAGAGUCCCAGGUGGAGGCGAUUCCCUCCAGGAUAAAGACCCAGAAACAAGUGCACCAUCCUUUACAGAACCUCCAAACCCUUCAGCACGGAUCCAGAGAGUGACCUCCCACGGUCCCAUCCUUCCUUCGGUCUUUGCCUCCCCUCGGACCUCCACACCUCUGACAAUUUGGGGCCAUGAUGGAGCUACACUAUCCUCACUCCCUGACCCCUUGUUACCCGAAAUCGGACCAAACCUGAUGCCCAGAGAGGAUGGACCAGAAAGCCUGUGGACUGAGGCGGCGAGACCUGGCGGAGUGGACACUGUGGUCCCACUGUCUCAGGAUGAAGCCACUGAGGGCACCAUGUCAUCAGAGGCUCUCCCUCUCAUCUUUGAGCCUUUUGAAGAUGUCACGCCAGACGGGGCAGCAGCAGCAGCCGCAACAGCAGCGGCAGUGGUCACGCUGGUGCCCGGCAGCGCUCAGACUCCUGCUGCCAUGGUGACCGAAGGAAUGCCUCUGUCAGAGGUGGACCUGGACCAGCUGGUCACCGUGGAGACAGACAGCGACGGUCCCUCGCACGCCCCACCCUUGCUGAUGCCAGACUGGACGUCACCUUGGCAGACAUCCGGCGCCGAGCUCCUGGAACCAAUCAGCCCCUCGGUUCCAUCUGUUUCACAGCGGCAGGCCGGAACUGAGCCGGAGGAUCGUUCUGAGAGAGUUGCUGUGAGGACACCAGACCUUGAAGAGAACCUGCCCACUACUGGCCCCUCCCUGUCAUCCUUCCAGCAUGCUAUGACAACGGUUACCAUGGCAGCCCAUCAGCCUGUGCACAAAUCUAGAUCAGGGUUAGAGGAGAUGGAAUCUGAGGAGGAGCCAGAUGAGGAUGAGGAGGAUGAGAACUCUGAGGAAUCGGUGGAAGACGAAAGUGAAGAGAACCUGACGGAAACACCUAAAACAUCCUCAACGCAGCCUCCAUACAGCCUCAUCCCGCCUCCUCCGGUCUGGGUUCAACGCAACCAGGGCCUGAUGCGGAGCUGGGUAGAGCUGAUUAGAGAAAAGGCUGGUUAUGUGUCUGGGAUGUUGGCCCCCGUGGGCAUCGGCAUCACAGGGGCCUUACUAAUUGUCGGCGCCCUCUACAGCAUCAGGAUGAUUCACCGCAAGAGGAGGAACAGCUUCAAACACCAGAGGAGGAAGGUCAGACAGCCAGAGCAACCUCGAGAGCCCAGUACAAGCCGACAGGACCAGGCCAUGCUGCUGGCCGACAGCUCCGAAGACGAAUUCUGA